AUGGCCACCUGGCGCCGGGACGGCCGGCUAACCGCCAUGCAGCGGCUGGGUUGCGCCGGGCUGGCGGGAACGCUGAGCCUCAGCCUGACGGCGCCGCUGGAGCUGCUGACGGUGCUGGCGCAGGUGGGCACCUGGCAUAGCCGGAGGGGGCUGCGCGACGCCGGGCACUGCUUGUGCCGCACCGAGGGCGUGCGGGCCCUCUGGAAGGGGAACCUCACCGCCUGCCUGCGCCUCUUCCCCUACAGCGCGCUGCAGAUCGCCGCAUCCCGCCGACUUGUUAUACUUUUCACGGAUGAAUUGGGUCAUAUUUCCCACUGGAGGGCCAUCAUGGCAGGAAGUCUGGCUGGCAUGGUUGCAACCAUCGUGACUUACCCCACUGAUGUAAUUAAAACACGUCUCAUUGUGCAGAACCGACUGGAACCAUCUUAUGAAGGAAUUCUUCAUGCUUUUUACAAAAUUUACCAUCAAGAAGGAUUCCUUGCACUCUACCGUGGUGUUUCACCAGCUAUAUUAGGCGCUGUCCCGUUCUCUGCGGGCUCAUUCUUUGUUUACAUCAAUCUGGACAAAAUCUGGAGAGAACCCAUAGUUCAUUUCACUCCUCUUCAGAACUUCAUAAAUGGCUGUGUAGCAGCUGCUCUGGCACAGACACUUUCUUUCCCCUUUGAGACUGUCAAGAGGAAGAUGCAGGCCCAGAGUCCUUGGCUUCCCCAUUAUGGAGGAGUUGAUGUCCAUUUUACUGGCAUGAAUGACUGCUUCCGGCAAACUGUGAAGUACAAAGGUGUGCUUGGACUUUGGAAUGGACUCACAGCCAGCCUGCUCAAGAUUGUCCCGUACUUUGGCGUUAUGUUUAGCACCUUUGAAUUCUGCAAGCGGGUCUGUCUGUACAGAAACGGUUAUAUCGAAUCUCCUUUAAAUUACAAACUAACUCCUGGGGUGGACCAGAGUUUACAGCCACAGGAACUGCGAGAAUUAAAACUCCUCCGAAGGGAAAAUUUUGAGCCAAGGAAAUCAGCUCUUGAAAACUGACAUCAGUGUCCACUGUCCAUGCACACGACCUUUCUUAAGGACCUUUGCAAGAAAGGCAUGCUGAACUACAGGUACCAGUGUUUAGGCAGCUUGUUUGGGUUUGCUGCUGAGACGCCAGUGUCAGGAAUGAAUAAAUCUUGUAUCUCAUUUGGUGGAUGGAUAUAAACAAUAUGAACAGCAAGCAUAUGCUGAAGAGGAAAUAUACAACUAGUUUGAAAACACUGUGGUAUUGGAAUGUGAAAUUACAUUUUUCUAGGUGCUUUUCCAUACUGAAUAGCCGCUUUGAGAAAACUACCUUGAGAAAGGCAAGAGAACUGAGUUGAA
Indicator indicator is the source of this 1350-nucleotide messenger RNA. RefSeq names its product solute carrier family 25 member 43 (gene SLC25A43). The transcript has 5 exons. The coding region runs from base 1 to 1026 and encodes 341 amino acids. NCBI's taxonomy places the organism in Eukaryota, Metazoa, Chordata, Aves, Piciformes, Indicatoridae. Gene Ontology annotation, biological process: transmembrane transport. The record is from RefSeq and is a predicted model, not a curated record.